This is a messenger RNA of Synchytrium microbalum, 2226 nucleotides long. RefSeq lists its product as uncharacterized. Gene Ontology annotation, molecular function: guanyl-nucleotide exchange factor activity. The transcript is spliced from 10 exons. Lineage: Eukaryota; Fungi; Chytridiomycota; Chytridiomycetes; Synchytriales; Synchytriaceae. Bases 1 to 2226 code for a protein of 741 amino acids. The record is from RefSeq and is a predicted model, not a curated record. Gene Ontology annotation, cellular component: plasma membrane. Gene Ontology annotation, biological process: Ras protein signal transduction; positive regulation of GTPase activity.
AUGGUCCCCGACACCUCGGCACGAGGAACUGUCUCUGUGCGUCGGAAAUCGUUUUUGCGUGCUCCGACCUUCAAAGUCGAUAUAAAGGAAUCGAAAUAUGGGUUUGAAGCGUUGCCGAUGCUACCUGUUAUCCCAAAACUAUCGGACAUGGACCUCUUUUCACCGGCAACCAAAUCCAGAACGCCUUCGACACAUAGUCCUAUUCGAACACUAUUUGAACAGCAGCAACGUGGAAAUGCAAGUGAAGCCAACUUGACCGAAAGCAGCUUGCCUGAAACACCUCUUUCCGGAACACCACUGUCAGCCAAUUCGUUCAAUGGAAGCUUACCGGAUUUUAUUGGCCAUGGAAGUCGUACUGGUAGUAGUAGUAUGCCUGCACGUGUAACUCGUUCAAGAGCGCCGACCGGGUCAAGUCAGAAUUCGAUGAGACCAUCUGCGUCAAUCUUAGCACUAGCAUUGAGUAGUACUGCCGAGUCACGAGACUCUGUGGCCUCUUCCAGCGUGAGCGACCGGUCUUCUUGUCAGGAUGAUCAAGAAGAUUUGUUUUUACAACAAAAGGCUCGACAUCGUGAUUCCUCAAUGAGCUCGCUUUCAAUGUCUGGCACGAUACUACGUCGCCUGCAACUUUCUACCUCUCGGCCGACAUCAGAGGCGGAUUCACAAUUCCUGAAUUCAUUAAACCAACUUUCACCUGCAGAAACAUCACCCGUCUCACCACCUCCCGCAUCUCCGGACUCCAAAAAGGUACUAGUUCGAUUCUCCCUCCCACAAUACCAGUGCAUCACUAGUGUCUUGCUUCCUCCUGAAGUUUCAAUGGAAGCAGCACUACGUGUAGUAUGCCAAAAAAAGAGCUUGGACUUUGCGUCCCAUGCUUUACAAGUCACUCUACCUUCCGGAGUUGUUUCUGCCGAUAUGGACCGAACUGUGGGUUUGUAUAUGUUUGACUGGAAAGCUACUGAGUGGUCUGUCGUGAAAACGGAGAAGUUGUAUUCGACAAUGUAUGUGAAGGGUGAUGACGAUGAAGAAGUCAUGAUCCUGCAGCAAAGUAAUGGACGAUAUCAAGUUAUGGCUGGCAAGGUCAAUAACCUGAUAUCGAGAUUAACCGAUGGAGAAGAACCAGACGAUGCGUACCUCGACAUAUUUUUCCUAACAUACCGAAGCUUCUUGAAGCCUAUCGAACUGCUGGACGGUUUGAUAGCAAGAUUCAAUUCAGAGAUCGCGCCUAAUGCCAGUCCCGAAGACAUCGAAUACUUUAAUCGAGCGAUUGAACCAACACAAAAACGAGUCGCUUGGGCCAUACAGAAUUGGGUCAACAAAUUCUACCAAGAUUUCAUCGAGGACUCUGCUCUAGAAGCAGACAUUCUUGAUUUCGCUACUCAGCUCAAGGAGUUUUCUCAGUUUAAAGACAUUGGAGCGGAGUUGAUUGCGUCUCUCGAACGACAGAAAAAAGUCGCAGAGGAAGAAGAGGAAGCAAGUGCCCGAGUCGUCACCAAAUCCAAACAAAUUGACAGUUCCAUUUUCUUGACUGUCAACCCGCAACACAUUGCAAGGCAAUUGUGUGUGCAUAACCUUGACCUCUUCCGAAAAAUCCACCAAACUGAAUUCCUCAACCAAAUUUGGAGCCAUGACGCCAACAGUGCGAACCUGAAGGCGUUUAUUGAGAGGUUUGACAAGGAGAGCUACUGGGUCGCUACUGAGAUAUGUAUGACCAAGGAUAUCAAGAAUCGUGGCAGGAUAUUGAAGAGGUUCAUACGGGUUGCUCAUGAAUGCAAAGAGAGGAAUAACUUCUUCUCAGUGUUCUCCAUUAUUGCUGGUCUGAACCUAUCCCCGGUCCAAAGGCUCAAGAAGACGUGGGAUAGCCUGUCAAGUGAAACCAAACAGAUGUGGACAGAAGUCGAAAAGUUUGCCGACCCAUCACGCAACAUGAAGAACUAUCGAGAUCAUUUAGCAACAUGUAGUGCCCCAAUAGUCCCUUUCCUUCCAAUCUAUUUCAAGGAUCUGACAUUCAUCAACGACGGGAACGCCAAAAUGGUCAAGAAUUUGGUGAAUUUCGACAAGUGUCGAAUGCUGGCCAAACGCGUUUACGAUCUGGCCGAUUUGACGGCCACUCCCUUUCCUUACGAGAAAGAUCCACCAAUUCUUAACUAUUUGGCACGGCCUCAUAUUGAAAAGAGUAUUGUCAAGCUCAAGGAAUUGUCUUUGGAAUGUGAACCAGCCACCAAGUAA